UUUCCGACCGCGACGCAGAGCGCUCGUCGAGCGACGGGGUCGAACGCCGCCUCUCGCUUCCCAUCACCACCUCCUCCGUUCCACUCUUCAGCGUCUGCAGGUUGACGUCCCUUUUAUCGGUUAAAAUUUCAAACCUCCUGCAGUAUACCACAUAUGAUUCAAGCAAUGAAAAGAAAGGGGGGUUAAAAUCUCUAUUUGAACCAAUUAAUCCAUUCAUUGCACAGAUAAACAUAAAGUUUCUUUGCAGAGUAAUUACUUUGGGCUUUCACAACCAUGAUUUAUUACUUCAUUUUGAACUUCCUUAGUGCCAUUUGAUAUCCCGGACAAGUGUUUUAUACUUUUAUUUUUUAUUUUCUUACAAUUAUAUCUCUAUAAAGUAGUUAAUUAGGGAGUGGUCUCAAACGGAGUGGGUGAAAAAAAAAAAAAGAAAAAGGAGAGCUUAAUCGAGCCCAGUGAAGAAGCAUCCAUUAGAGUGUCCCUUGAGUACUCUUGAGCUGUGUCUCCUUGUCCUUGAGAACACAAAAAGGAUCAGAAAAAGCAAUCCAACCACUAGUUAUCAGAAUAUAUUUACAUCUUUUGUGAGGAAACCGAACUUCGCUUUUCUUUACCAAACAAUUUGUUGGAAUCUUGGAUGUAGAGAAAACAUUAGGAACAAAAAUUAGUUUAAAAAUUAUUUUUUCUCAUCUGAAAAUUAACUUUUCAAACAGAGAACCAGCAAGGAACAAAGAGAACUCUAAUCUCUAAAAUGAAAUAAUUUUAGAUGAAAAAAGGUAAAAGUUUUGCGUCUUAAUGUACGAUUGUAUUGUGACUUUAUCCAUGUAGUGUGAUUCUACGUAGUAGAAGAUUAUACCACAGAGCUCCCUAAUAAGAAUAAUCAAAAUGAGGUUAUCUUAAAAAAUCCACUAAUAAGAAAAAAGGUUAAUAUUCAAAAAAUAUUACAGGUUAAUUAUUAUUAUUAAAUAUGAAAGCUAAAUAUUAAAUACGCUGUUUUUCUCGCUUGGGCCGUUUGAGCUCGUUGUAGCCCAUUAGUACCUCAAAUCGAAAGGGCCCUCCAUUAUGCCCAGCCCAAUUUGGCUCAUCCUGUCCUCUUCUCUCCCUCUCCGAUCACCGUUCUCAAACCCUACUGUCUCGGCCUCAACCACUCCUCCUAACCCUAACAAUGCCGAGAAACCCUAAGCGCAAGCUCUUGCCCCCGCCGGAUCCACGUAACCCUCCUCCUGAGCCCUACCCGGAGCACCCCCUCCCCACCCCCGACCAAUGCCGCGUCGUGCGCGACUCCCUCCUCGCCUUCCACGGCUUCCCCGACGAGUUCGCCAAGUAUCGCCGGAACCCUAACGGAUCUCCGCCGCCGGUAGAGGAGACGGUUCUCGAUGGCCUCGUAAUCACCCUACUGUCGCAGAACACUACGGAUUCGAACUCGAGGAGGGCCUUCGAUUCUCUCAAAUCCACGUUCCCCUCCUGGAAUCAAGUUUUAGAUGCGGAAUCGAAGCUUUUGGAGGACGCUAUAAGGUGCGGGGGAUUGGCCGCGACGAAGGCGGCGCGGAUUAAGAGCAUCAUGAGAUCGGUAAUGGAGAAGAGGGGCGAGAUUUGCUUGGAGUACUUGAGGAGUUUGUCGAUCGACGAGGUCAAGGCCGAGUUGUCGCAGUUCAAAGGCAUUGGACCAAAAACGGUAGCAUGUGUACUGAUGUUCUAUCUUCAGAAAGAUGAUUUCCCAGUGGACACUCAUGUAUUUCGGAUUACAAAGGCCAUGAGUUGGAUACCGACGAAAGCAAAUAGGGAAAAAGCUUAUCUUCAUCUUAAUAGGAGGAUCCCUAAUGAUCUGAAAUUUGAUUUAAAUUGUCUUUUUGUAACUCAUGGGAAGCUCUGUAAGAUAUGUACCAGGACAGUAAGCAAAAAGCAAACUGAUGAUUCUAUUGCAUUAUGCCCUCUGACGAGUUACUGUUGUGUAGAUGAACUUCAAGAGUAAUUUCUCUGAUUUUUUUUUUUUACUUGUUACCAUGUACAUAUGCAGUGAUAAUGCAUGUUUGUCGAUUUAUUCCUUGAUCUUUGCACGGAUGACUUUGUACUGAUGCAAGUUAACAAGAUCAACAGCCAUUCCAUCUC
Messenger RNA from Ananas comosus (pineapple), 2103 nucleotides. Its product is annotated as putative DNA glycosylase At3g47830. Gene Ontology annotation, biological process: base-excision repair. Gene Ontology annotation, molecular function: catalytic activity. Lineage: Eukaryota; Viridiplantae; Streptophyta; Magnoliopsida; Poales; Bromeliaceae. The record is from RefSeq and is a predicted model, not a curated record. The transcript is spliced from 5 exons. Bases 1160 to 1966 code for a protein of 268 amino acids.